AUGGCGGGGCCGAUGGAAGCCGCCCACGCUCACGCUCCCGCUCCUGCUCCCUCAUUGUCCUCCUCGCCAACCGCCCCGCCGGCCUCCGGUCAAGCCCCAGCCACCAAACACGCCGUCGUCCCAGCGCCUGACCUAACUCUUGCCACCAACCCCCUACACGAGCUCCUCCCAUCAGUAGCUCCACCACCUUCGCCAUUCUUCGACCCACCUUAUGUCAAGGCCAGGCAGGUGGCACUCCGCAACUUCCUGGGCUGCAGCAAUGCCAUGGGUCUGGAGUUUGAAGAUGAUUGCUGCUACUACCUCCGCCUCGACAUCACCACCCCGGCCCUCCACCUCGCCUCCCCGCUCUACAUCACCUUUGGCCACUCCAACCGCCACCUCAACGCCAUAGUUGUCGCCGCUUUGCUCCAGGCCGUCCUGGGUGGCUCGGCUGCUCAUUUCUUCAUCGCCCAAUGCUCUCCCUUGGUCUUCCGUUUCCAUGUCGCUUCUGCACGUGUUGCAGAGAUCAUUCUCGCUCAAACCACUCUCCGUUUCCGCAACUACUCCUUCUCCUUCGCUCGAACCCUGCCCCCGCUUCCACCUCCAUCUCGCUAUGCUGCUACAUGCAUGACGAUUGCACAGCUGCUCCAAAUCCCCGACGACCUGGGCGUCCACUUCGAAAAGGUCGCCUGGGCACAAUGUCGAUCGCCUGUUUCCAUACAUCCACAAAACCAGCAGCACGGAUGCCACAUGUACGCGCGCGUCAUCCAGUUCCCUUUCGCUCUUGAUGCCUCCACGAUAAGCCUCAUCCUCGCCGGCCUCUUUGGCGGUGUUCACCACCUCUUCAACGUAACGGAUGACGGAGACUCGUGCUUCUCCUUCACCGUUGCUUCGCCUGACGUUGCAUCGCUCAUCGCCUCCAUGGGUGACUUCUGCAAGCUGGGCAUGAUGAUCCGCUUCCCAUGGCCCCUGUCUAUGGGGGGUGCUUGCUGCUUGCCUUCUGGGGUUGCAUUGUCGUCGUCCGCUGGUGCCGCGUCCCCCUCGCCGUCGGUGGCUGAUCCUGCUCUACUGCCACCUGCAUCUACAACUCUUGAUCUACCCAAGGAGCAUCGUCAAUGGCCUGGUAUUAGCUUUUUCUAUCCUUGA
Molecule: messenger RNA, 1125 nt
Organism: Triticum aestivum (bread wheat)
Lineage: Eukaryota; Viridiplantae; Streptophyta; Magnoliopsida; Poales; Poaceae
Exons: 2
Coding region: 1-1125 (374 amino acids)
Source: RefSeq, a predicted model, not a curated record